This is a messenger RNA of Syngnathoides biaculeatus (alligator pipefish), 1951 nucleotides long. It is a transcript of the gene pmpcb, whose product is annotated as peptidase, mitochondrial processing subunit beta. The transcript is spliced from 13 exons. Gene Ontology annotation, molecular function: metal ion binding; metalloendopeptidase activity. Gene Ontology annotation, cellular component: mitochondrion. Lineage: Eukaryota; Metazoa; Chordata; Actinopteri; Syngnathiformes; Syngnathidae. Bases 74 to 1519 code for a protein of 481 amino acids. The record is from RefSeq and is a predicted model, not a curated record.
AAAUUCCGGAGUUAUUUGAUGGCAACAACAACUCACCGGAUGUGACGUUAAUCCCUCAGUCUGACAUAACAAUAUGGCGGCCACCUCACGUCUCCUCGCGUCAGCGGCGAAAUGUUUUCUACGCAGAUCACUGCUGGAGAAAAACAACAUUAACAGAGUCACCGCUGGACCACGCAGACUGUUGGCGACACAGGCUGCCCCCCAAAUCGCUUUAAAUGUUCCGGAAACGAAGGUGACCACUUUGGAAAAUGGACUCCGUGUGGCGUCUGAGGACUCCGGGCUUUCCACCUGUACUGUUGGCCUGUGGAUCGACGCCGGCAGUCGUUACGAGAACGAGAGAAAUAACGGCACCGCGCAUUUCCUGGAGCACAUGGCGUUCAAGGGCACCAGGAAGCGGUCACAAUUGGACCUGGAGUUAGAAAUCGAGAACAUGGGUGCGCACCUAAAUGCGUAUACGUCCCGGGAGCAGACGGUGUACUACGCCAAGGCCUUCUCGAAGGAUCUUCCACGAGCUGUGGAGAUCCUAGCCGACAUCAUCCAGAACAGCAUGCUAGGCGAAGCGGAGAUCGAGAGGGAACGGGGCGUGAUCCUCCGGGAGAUGCAGGAAGUUGAGACCAAUCUCCAGGAAGUGGUCUUCGACUACCUGCACGCCACCGCGUACCAGUCCACGGCGCUCGGCCGGACAAUCCUGGGCCCCACCGAGAACAUAAAGACGAUAAAUAGAGGAGAUCUGGUGGAGUACAUCACUACCCACUACAAAGGUCCGAGAAUAGUACUGGCAGCUGCUGGAGGCGUUUCUCACAACGAGCUCAUCGACCUGGCCAAGUAUCACUUCGGCAAGCUUCUCGGCCGGUACGAGAGCGACGCGCCGCCCGCCUGCCCCUUCACGGGAAGUGAGAUCCGCGUGCGCGACGACAAGAUGCCGCUGGCCCACAUCGCCAUCGCCGUGGAGGCCGUCGGAUGGUCCCACCCGGACACCAUUCCCCUCAUGGUGGCCAACACCCUCAUCGGGAACUGGGACCGCUCCUUCGGCGGCGGAGUGAAUCUCUCCAGCAAGCUGGCCCAGAUGGCGUGCCAGGGGAACCUGUGCCACAGCUUCCAGUCCUUCAACACCUGCUACACGGACACGGGUCUGUGGGGACUCUACAUGGUGUGCGAGCCCGGCACCAUCGACGCCAUGAUGCACUUCACCCAGAAAGAAUGGAUGUCGCUCUGCACCAGCGUGACCGACGCCGAGGUGGCACGGGCCAAGAACCUUCUCAAGACGAACAUGCUGCUGCACCUCGACGGUUCCACGCCCAUCUGCGAGGACAUCGGCAGGCAAAUGCUGUGCUACAGUCGCAGAAUCCCGAUGCACGAGCUCGAGACCCGGAUUGACGCGAUCGACGCCGCUACCAUCAAGGACGUGUGCGCCAAAUACGUCUUCGACAAAGCCCCUGCCGUUGCAGCAGUAGGUCCAAUCCAACAGCUUCCCGAUUACAACCAGAUCCGCAGCGGAAUGUUCUGGAUGAGGAACUGAUCUCUCCCGCAUCCCAAAAUUAAUAGGACACCCUCACCCCUCGGUGUGAUUGUGACUCCCUGUGAUUGGCUGGUCACCAGUUCAGGGUGUAAACCCCCCCGACAGCUGGGAUAGGCCGCAGCACUCCCUCGACCCUUAUGAGGAUAAGCGGCAAAGAAGAAUGGAUGGAUCAAAAGCAAACACCCUCUUUAAGUCAUUUUAAUUCAUUUCAUAUAAAACACAGCAACACAAUACUGUGAUGAUGAUGAUAAUAAUAAUAAUGAUGCUAUUGUCCAACUGUCAUUUUUUACUCUUGCUAGCUACUUGCUCUUGCGCGGCUUUCUUCGCUUUAACCAUCUCCACCAGUUCCUGUCGGGGAAACGGGACGGUUUCAUAUUCUUGUGCAAAUAUCGUUUAUUGCGGCAAAAUUAAUAAACCCGACACCCCGUCUCA